This is a messenger RNA of Hippocampus zosterae (dwarf seahorse), 4522 nucleotides long. Its product is annotated as transmembrane protein 198-B-like. The record is from RefSeq and is a predicted model, not a curated record. NCBI's taxonomy places the organism in Eukaryota, Metazoa, Chordata, Actinopteri, Syngnathiformes, Syngnathidae. Gene Ontology annotation, cellular component: plasma membrane; cytoplasmic vesicle. The coding region runs from base 1012 to 2112 and encodes 366 amino acids. Gene Ontology annotation, biological process: positive regulation of canonical Wnt signaling pathway. The transcript is spliced from 6 exons.
UCAGUCGCCCUCCUCUGGUCACUUUAGGUAUUGUAGCGAACAUGAUCUUGCACUGACGUUCAUUGUCAUGAUGUCGAGAAGAGAUUUUGUCGAUGGUCGACGUGCACUCCCCGAGGCACCCCACCGCCCAUUUUGCCUCACACAGCAGCAUGUUGGGCAGAAGAAACGCUGAACUGUGAGUGAGAAGGGUUGGACAAAUAAAUUCAGCCAGUUUUCGCUCAACUACAAUAAACAAAGACACAAGUUAAUUUCACCAAUGACAAUUACAAGAUGAAUGCCCGGUUAGAAGGCGUUCUGUACACUUUGUUGAUCAUGAAUUCUUUAGUCCUCUUUUUAUGCCUUAUUGUGCACAAAUGGGUGAGCACUCUAAAAUGUGUUGUAUGCAACAAUGACGAAAGCUAUUCCUUCGUGUUGCGACCAGUCCAUGGGGGUAACUACCCUGUUGCCCUUUUUUCAGGUGAGUGAGUAGUUUUUAAGAAACUUUUUUAAUGAAAAAGAUGCUUUUGUGAGUACUUUUCUAGGUGAGGAGUGUUUCUAAGAAAACCCGCUAUUUUUUCCCGUCUUUUUCGAGAAGACUGCGCGCGGGCACGAGCGGCUGCCUGCCAUCUUCAUGGGAAGCACGACACCCCGCCUCCGUCCGUCCAUCCGGGCCCGCUCAACUGUCGUCUGCCGACCUCCCCGCGGUGCUCCCCUUCGUCGUCCUAUUUGCAAGAGCUCCAGUCAUGGAGGACUAGUCCGCAUCCGGAUCAUCGGGAGAGGCGCGUCGUCCCGCCCCACGCCGACGGAAGGAACACACCCUUUGACGGGCUGGGUGUCCAUGGAAUGGUCGGGUCUCGGGCUGCGGUGGCCCCCUCUGAAGUCAUGAGGACGUCGCGGUGCCGAAGCGUCACCCCGUCGGAGGUGAUAAUGGUGAAGGCACGCAGCCGGGAGGCGCUCUGUAGUCUCCCCGUUCCCUGGCUUCUCAUCUGAUCGCCUCUCAUCCUCCAUUUCCUGGGUUCUCUAUUCUUCUCUAUGCUCAUCAUGACGACUGUCCUGGAACCACUGCAGGCUCGCCCUGAACUGGAGCUGAAACCCUGGCUACUGAACGGAUGCGCAGACUCGGCCGGCCGCUACAAGGUGGUUCCCUCCGUAGUGUGCUCCAUGUGCUGCCUCUUUGGUGUAAUUUAUUGCUUCUUCGGCUAUCGCUGCUUCAAGGCGGUGAUGUUCCUGACAGGCCUGAUGUUCGGCUCCGUCGUCAUCUUCAUGCUCUGCUACAAGGAGCGCGUGCUGGACACCCAGCUGAGUGUGGAGGCCUCGGCGGGCAUCGGCCUGGGCAUUGGCACGCUGUGCGGCCUGGUUACCAUGCUGGUUCGCAGCGUGGGCCUCUUCAUGGUGGGUUUGCUGCUCGGCCUGCUGGUGGCCGUCGCUACCCUGGUGGGAAUGGAGGAGCUUUCCCACAGCCCGCCACGCUCUGUCUGGGUGCCUCUGGGCGUGCUGCUUGGCCUGGGCAUGCUCUUUGCCGUGCUCACCCUCCAGUGGCAACGCAUCUUCACCACGCUGUCCACCGCUGUUUUCGGCGCGGCCGUCAUCACCGUAGCGCUGGACUACUUCGUGGAGCUCUUUGCGCUCGUACUGUACAUGUACGAGCGGAUGAAAGCCGUGCCUGGGAAGCCGGUUUGCUGGCUUACGUGGGUGGUGCUGGGGGUGUGGCCUGCCCUCACUCUCUUGGGCGUGGUGGUCCAGUGGAAGGUGACUGCUGAGGGCUAUUCGCAUACCAAGGUCAUCAUCAGUCGUCAGCAGAGGAGGAUGCAGGUGAUGCGUAUUCGACAACGGGACGACCGCUACUGUCACAAGAAGAAAAAGAAGAAGCAUCUGGGGUCCUCCUCCAACCAAAACCAAGCCAAGCAACUCUACCAGGACCACGCCUAUCGCCGCAAGCCCAAUCCCAUUCGGCGCUAUGACACCGACGUCCUUUCACCAAGCUAUAUCCAGAAUUUCCGGGACCGGCAAGUACAGGCUCAGCCUUUCCCAGGACAGCUGCUCGGUGGGCCGCACGCUGCAGUGGACCUGGGCUACGACUCUGGCUCGACGGCGCCCUUCACUGGGGCCACGGGACCUUUACUACGAGCCUGACGCAUCACCUGGACCCAGUCAAGACACGCAUUUGCAGUACUUGCACCUGUGUGUGUGCUAUGUGUGCACACCUGUGUUAUUUGUGUCCAUGCAUCACUCACUGCACACUUUCCCUCUAACACACACACAUGCACACACACACAUGUACACACAUGCACACACACACACACAGAAACUAUUAUGUGAUGGGUCGACAUCUGUUUCAGCGCCUCAGGGUCAGAGAUCAGAAUGCAGACACACCUCAGGCACAGGCAUCCUCACAACAGACAACAGGCGAUCCUCGGUCUGCAGGCCCAUAGUGCCAACUGGGUUCCAUUUGCCACCUUUCAAAUGGGGUUUUGCCCCCCUUGGUGCUGGACCAUUUUGUCUUCAAGUUGAUUUUACUGUAACGGGUGCCUUGCUCCUCCUGUGACUAAGGAGGGGUGUGCUGCCGCUUUUUGGGUGCACAUACAGGGUCACAUUUGCUCCAGGGCUUGGCUUGUUCUCUUCACCAUGCCUGAACCUGUGACGAGCAUGCAUGUUCAGCCGACGACAGUGCUAGAAAGAAAGCCAUAUGGAUAGUGGCACCCUGCCACAACUCUCCCAGCAUGCGCUUUGGAAGCGUUGGGUGUUUUGUUGCAGCUUGCAUUCAGUGCCACCUUGUCACACUCCCUUCAGAACCCCAAAGAUCAUUUCGACUGCCACAUGGUCGAGCUCAUUAUUGUGCCAAGGCACUUAUUUUAUAUCAGAAAAAAUAUGACAGCACAACACCAAACAGAAAUGUCACCAAAAGUACUGUUCAGUAAACCCCCCUCCUUCGCCGGUUCCAGCUUCCAGGUCCCGCAGUUUCCCGGAUAUCUUUGUACAGUUAAUAACAAUAUACUGUAUGAUAUUUGGGUCUAACUCUCGUUAGUUGACCACAAGAUAGCUGUAAAUUUAUUUUGAAUGAGACCGUGUACAUUUGAAAGAAGAAGAAUGAAACAAAGUGCUGUAUUUCACCACAGUCCAGAUUGUGUUGAAAAUUACACCCAUGAACACAUUUUUUACAAUUUGUUUGUCAUAUAGGCAAGUAAUCUGUUCUGAAUUAUUUUUUUUUCCCACUGAUUCCAAAUAAAAACAUUUAAGUGUUUCAAAAACCCGACGAGCUAGGAAAAAAGGAAAGGCAUUUUUAAAAAUCAGCGUUUAAAAAAAAAGAUUUGGAACACAAAGCCAUCUCUGAUUCAAAUUUGCUGUUGACCAGUCUUACUGAAGGUCAAUCUCCUUCAACCGUGAUUUUUAUGCCUGCAGAAAAUGAUGGCUAUUGGUUAAUUUCAUAAUGUACAGCUUUGGGCAUGAUUAUUGACUUACAUUGUGAGAUGAUAAGUUUGCUUGGAAAAAAAACUUUUAAAAAAUCAACUCGCCCCCACAUUUUUUAAACCUCAUGAAGUACAUACUGUGUUUGCAUCUGUUUACUGUAAACAUAUUGAGGGAUUGGUACGCUGUACAAUAUUUUUGUGUUAUCCAUUGCUCUUGCUCUCUCUCAAUACAUUGUAUGUGAUUAAACGUGUUUAUAUUAUUUUAAGUAUGUUUAAAGAACUUUAAAAAUUCAAGUGCCAUAAAUGCUAUAAAAAAAUCUACCCUCGAGAGUAUUUAAUUCGGGUAUUUCUAUAUCACGGGUUUCGCAAUUUUUGUGGGGAUUGCGGAACGUAACACCCGCGAUGGAGUGGGGAUUACUGUAUCUAUACUAAACUCAUGACGAUCUCAUCAAAAUUUACCGUGUGUGAAAUGUGGUCCUGUUUAGUUAAUUACAAAGCAUUCUGUUGUCUGAAUGGCUGCAGGUGUCAACACAGGUUAGAUUGAUCUUCCAACAUUUAGUAGAAGAGCAUGUCAUUGUUCUGCCUGUCACUGUAUCGCUUCUGUUGUUGUCUGACAAAGCAGCCUGGUAACAUCAGUAACCAUCGGAGAGGCAGAUAACGGUGUGAAGAUCUCCUUCAUGGAAUCAUUUCUUUAAAAAAGGGGGUGGGGGGAGGAGACAGAGGGAGAAUGAGUCUUGAUCUUUGUAAAAGCAAGGAAUGAAUGUACAAGGUUUUCAUGACCUCGAACACACACACACGCAUGCACACACGCACGCACACACACACGCACACACCUGUAACAGUGGCUUCCUUUAGACUCCAAAAAACCUACAAAGUCCUCUGGCUGCACACAAGUCAACUUUCACCAACAUUUUGUUUUCUUGGAAACACACAUCCAUGUAUGUGUUGCUCACAUGUUCUGACGCCACCUUGCCCCUGCCCACACACCCACUUUAAUCUCCUCAAUCUGUCUAAUCUUGAUAACAUGUUCUCUAACCUGUCUGUAUAUGUAGAAAUAUGUAGAUAAAAAUCAUUGGUAUAUGCACAAACACAUUGAUAAUAAAUUCUGGUGAUAUGGAUCACAUCCCUUGACUGUU